AUGGAAGACCAAGGGCCGCAGACGAUCUGGCAGAAGAUCGACAACACCGUCAUCCCGGUCGUCAAUUUGGAAGUCCGAGAAGUCAGAGAGGUGCUAUGGGACAAGAUCAAGGAGCCGACGUCGCAAAGGAAGAUCAUCCUAGUCAUAGUCUCUAUAGCCCUACUCUUGGACAAUAUGCUGUACAUGGUGAUAGUACCCAUCAUACCGGAUUACUUGCGAUACAUUGGCGCUUGGGGCGAGGCGGGUUUCGACCACGUCGUCACACUCGCUCCUAUCCAGGAAGGAAACAGGACGAUCAUCCCGACGCAAAUAAUUCCCGCUUCGCACGAAGGACAAGACUCGGCUACCGGAUUGCUAUUCGCAUCCAAAGCUAUCGUGCAACUAAUGAUCAAUCCCUUCUCUGGUGCCUUAAUCGAUCGCAUCGGAUAUGAUGUGCCGAUGAUGAUUGGACUGAUAAUCAUGUUUCUGUCGACGUCGAUCUUUGCCUGCGGAAGAAGCUAUGGUAUGCUUUUCUUCGCCAGAAGUCUUCAAGGUGUGGGAUCCGCCUUCGCUGAUACGUCAGGGUUGGCCAUGAUAGCUGAUAGAUUCACUGAAGAAUCGGAACGAUCGAAAGCCCUCGGAAUAGCUCUAGCUUUUAUAAGUUUCGGUUGUCUCGUCGCCCCUCCGUUCGGUGGUGCUCUGUACCAAUUUGCCGGAAAAGAAGUCCCGUUUCUCAUAUUGGCAUUGAUCUCACUGAUGGACGGCUUCAUGCUUCUGUUGGUUAUGAAACCACUGAAAACUCAAAUUAAGGAAGCUCAACAGCCGAAGCCGGACGGUACACCGAUUUGGAAACUGUUAAUGGAUCCCUAUAUCGCAGUAUGUGCGGGAGCUCUCAUGAUGUCUAACGUAGCUUUGGCAUUCCUGGAACCCACCAUUUCCUUUUGGAUGGAAGACAACCUCACGAAGGACAACUGGAAGAUCGGCAUGAUAUGGCUACCGGCAUUCUUUCCGCACGUUCUCGGUGUUAUAAUAACCGUGAAAAUGGCCAAACAAUAUCCACAACACCAAUGGCUGAUGGCAGCCGGAGGUUUAGCGUUAGAAGGGUUGUGCUGUUUCAUCAUACCUUUUGCAACCUCGUACAAAAUGUUAAUGAUACCCAUCUGCGGUAUUUGUUUUGGCAUCGCUCUUAUCGAUACGGCACUACUGCCUACUUUGGGGUAUUUGGUAGACGUGAGGUAUGUCUCCGUGUACGGCAGCAUCUACGCAAUCGCGGAUAUAUCCUAUUCGUUUGCUUACGCCGUGGGCCCCAUUAUCGCUGGAGAGGUCGUCGAGGUGAUAGGAUUCACCGCUUUGAACCUGUUUAUCGCUUUCAGCAACCUUCUCUACGCACCUGUGCUGAUGUACCUGAGGCACAUCUAUGACUUUAAGCCCUUCGAAAACGAAGCCAACAUUCUUAUGGCCGAUCCACCGGAUAAAGAGUACCAAACCUAUUCUAUGCAAGACCAGAGACCGGUGAACGGCGAGUUCAAGAAUCAUUUAGAGUACUCUAACGUGCAAGGCCAAGACAACGUCCAGGAGUCGAAUAUAGAUAGCGGCAGAAACGAUUACCAGCAGGGCUAUCAGAAUUAUUCGCAAGGCUACGAGCAGCAAGGGUACCAACAAGAGACGUACGGCCAGCCCCGGCAGCUGCCGGCGCAACCGCAGGCCCCAGCGAGCAACCCAUUCCGAGCGACUGUGGAGCCUCCCCCGCCGGCGCCCACCGCACCACCUGUGCGGAAUCCCUUUCGGCAAGGCUUUUAG
Molecule: messenger RNA, 1779 nt
Organism: Leptosia nina
Lineage: Eukaryota; Metazoa; Arthropoda; Insecta; Lepidoptera; Pieridae
Source: the annotation of a GenBank genome assembly